This is a messenger RNA of Dracunculus medinensis (Guinea worm), 930 nucleotides long. The record is from the annotation of a GenBank genome assembly. Lineage: Eukaryota; Metazoa; Nematoda; Chromadorea; Rhabditida; Dracunculidae.
AUGGAUUUUAAAGUAAAGAAACGAAAAAUUGGUAAAACACUCUCGCUUCAAGGAAAAUCAGAGCGAGCGCAUCAUAUUACUAAAUCUGAAUCAAUGAAAAGUUUAUCCAGUAAUUAUGGCCAUAAUGUAAUAAAUAGCAAACAACAAAUGAUUACACUCGAAAAUGUUGAAAUUUCUAUCAGGAAUAUUGCAGCUGAUGAAUUCAAAAGAAUGAAAAAUAUUUCAUAUACAAAAAGAAAACCUUUUAAAUUAAGUGAACAGUCUGAAAAAAAAGCUUGUGGAUUUAUAUCAAAAAAUAUUCUAGAGUGCUCAAAUACCGAAUUUCUUACGAGGAAUAAAAUAAAAUAUGCAAACGAUGAUCAGCAAUUGAUAUAUAAAAAACUAGAAAAAAGCUACAAAAUCGUAAACGAGUCCAAUGAGCACGUGGAUCUAUGCACUGCCCAUGAAGGUUGUAAUACACGGGAUCUAAUUUAUUAUCCUAGUGCGAUUGCUAAUGGAAAACAUUGGAAAAAUGAAAAAAAAUUUGUGAAAAGCAAAUUAUUUUUUAUUUAUCUGCUGCAAACUUUAAUUGGUUUAUUUCUUAAUUUAAAAGAACCACUUUUCCAAUUUGCAGAAUUCUGUAAAAAACACUCCACAAGAACGAGGAUUUUAAUGGCACUUUUCAUUGUUUACUUCAUAAUUUUAUAUUUGGAUUUGAUCGUAGCUUUACUUGAAAUGUUUUUGCAAUUUAUUUGGCCGUUUACUCAUAUAUUUUUUCAAAUAUUGCGAAGAUUAAUGUUAUCGAGUGCGGCUGCGAUUCGAUCCUUUGAUCACUUAUUGAAUGCUGCAUACUGUGAUAUCGCCGAAAUUUGGUGUCAGAAUUUUAAAAUGAUGUGCGAAAAUCGUUGCUCGUUCCUUUUUAUUACUUUGGAGCAAUUGUUGAAAUUGUAA